This is a messenger RNA of Myxozyma melibiosi, 450 nucleotides long. RefSeq names its product increased loss of mitochondrial DNA protein 1. NCBI's taxonomy places the organism in Eukaryota, Fungi, Ascomycota, Lipomycetes, Lipomycetales, Lipomycetaceae. The record is from RefSeq and is a predicted model, not a curated record. The transcript has 3 exons. The coding region runs from base 1 to 450 and encodes 149 amino acids.
AUGAUUCUCUCAACGAAAAACAUAUGCAUGGUGCAUUUCACGCUGCUGAACGCGAUCAGCUACAAGCUCCUGACCAGUCCUCAGGAUAUCUCGCGACACGGUCUGGUUUUCAUCAUAGGAAGAGCAAUGAGUCUGCCCGAUGCAGAAUUCACCAAAGACGACCCGGCGGUUGGAAUGAUUGCCGUCGUACUCAUGCAGCUAAGUGUGGUAGACAUCUCAGCAUACAUAGAUCCAACUACGACAUUUCUUGGGAUUGCUGUACCGUUCCGAUUGAUGCUAGCGUUUGUAGUUAGCGGGGCUGCUUAUCUUUCGUCCGGUGACAAUAUCGCGCUGUCGAACUCGGUCGUGUUUACAUUUGCGUUUAUUGAGGUGCUUAUGCAGUUCUGGCUCUUUGUUUCAGUGCGCGAAGACCGAUCUAGGCUCAUUCGUGAGCAGGCGCCUAGCGAGUGA